AUGCGCGGCGUUCAAGUCUUCUCCGGCAGGUCGCAUCCCGCCCUCGUCGAGUCUAUCUGUGAGAGGCUGGGCUCUUCACCAGCCAAAUGCGAACUCGGGAACUUCGCAAACGGGGAAAUCAGCGUCCAGAUAGGCGUCUCUGUUAGAAACGAAGAUGUCUUCAUCGUGCAGAGUGGGAGUCCUCGCAUCAACGACAGUGUUAUGGAAAUGCUCAUCAUGAUUGCUGCAUGCAAGGGCGGCUCGGCGAAGUCAAUCACUGCCGUGAUGCCCUACUUCCCCUACUCUCGCCAAUCCAAGAAGAAGAGCCAUCGAGGGGCCGUCACCGCAAAGAUGUUGGCCAAUCUUAUGGUGGUAGCAGGGGUGGACCACAUCAUCACUGUGGACCUUCAUGCCUCACAGAUGCAAGGGUUCUUUGGCAAACCCGUCGACAACCUAUUCGCGGAACCGAUCAUUGCCCGAUGGAUCAAGUCCAAUGUUCCCCGUUGGAGCGAUGCAGUCGUGGUGAGCAAGAAUGUGGGUGGCACCAAGAGAGUAACUUCGCUGGCCGACGCCCUCAAGCUCAGCUUUGCUCUCGUGUCCACGGACAAGGAUCGUUCACGACAUUCACACCAUCACAACAACCUGGCCGACAGCACCGUAUUUUUUGAUGCCAUUGAGCCACAGUCCAUGCGUUAUCGCGACCACCUUCUGGAUGGGGACGACACUGAUGAUGCUGACAAUGAAUCGGAGAGGUCACACCACCGAGGGCUUCCUCACCGUGCCAGGGGUCCCACACUAAACGGUGUCAGCCGCUCCGGUAUUGGCAGGCCAAAGGCAGUCACAAUUGCAGCAAGCCCCCUAGUCCAGGCGGCCAGGGCGGAAACUCCUUCCCCUUCUGCUUCACCCGACCCAUCAUCCCGCCUCGAGCCAGCCCUUCCCAGCGCACGUCGACCCUCGGAGUACGAAGCUAGUGAAGCACACAACGACCAGCGGGCAAGAGAUGUAGUCGUGGGUCGAUUGAUCCAAGGUCACUUGGUGGACGAAGACCAUCCCUCUUCAGCAAUGUCAAGUAUGUCAGCUUCCCUCGCUAAUCUCGUGGGCGAGCGACCUCUGCAAGACGGCACAGACAACCCCACCAAUGAUCCCAUGACUUCUUCAUUUGUAUCCAAUGCAUCGUCCUUUCAACCCGAACACGCCCUGGGUGGGACCUUCGACGCGGCAGCAACAUCGGACGAGGAAGAAGAGGGCAUCAAGAAUCCUGCCCUCGAGCACACAAUUACCCUUGUAGGAAAUGUCAAGGAGAAGACUGUUCUCCUGAUGGACGACAUUAUGGAUCGGUCUGGUUCGUGGAUUGCAGCUGCGGAAACCUGUGUCAAGAUCGGCCACGCCAGGAAGGUUUAUUGUAUUGCAAUCCAUGGCCUGUUUGGCGAAAACUCCUUGGAAGAGUUAGAAGCAUGCGAUUACAUUGACUAUGUGGUCGUGACAAAUACCUUUCCUGUGCCGCCUGAGCGGAUCCGUGCCUCGAAAAAGCUCAUCAUGAUCGACCUCUCAAAUCUUCUGGCUGAGGCCAUCCGCCGCAAUCACCAUGGAGAGGACAUGUCGACGCUGUUCCAUUUGAACGCCUAA
Molecule: messenger RNA, 1605 nt
Organism: Fonsecaea nubica
Lineage: Eukaryota; Fungi; Ascomycota; Eurotiomycetes; Chaetothyriales; Herpotrichiellaceae
Exons: 2
Coding region: 1-1605 (534 amino acids)
Biological process (GO): purine nucleotide biosynthetic process; 5-phosphoribose 1-diphosphate biosynthetic process; ribonucleoside monophosphate biosynthetic process
Cellular component (GO): cytoplasm; ribose phosphate diphosphokinase complex
Molecular function (GO): magnesium ion binding; ribose phosphate diphosphokinase activity
Source: RefSeq, a predicted model, not a curated record